ACUCGGACGGCGCGCGUGCGAGGGCAGGACGGGCGACGGGGCUGAGAGGAUUUGCCGGGCGACAGGAAGAUUUUUUUUUUUAAGCUAAGCUAUACGACGCUUUGUUACGAGUCGUGAUUGCGCUGUAAUUGACACGCACACUGUCCCGUAAACACAAGCAGUAAGACUUCCUUGCUGUGUGUUACUUAGCCAGUAGCCCGGCAACCGAAGGAGGAGGUGUUCGUAAGAGCUAAUUAGCGACCCUUAGCUGUUUGCUAACAUCGCCUGAGACAUUAGCCGACAGCCUGUAUCCUGAGCCCGAGCAGCUAGCUGCGUUAGCCGGACCGGCGCGACUCCUCUGUCCAGACAACACAACCCCUCUCCCAACACACCGAAACGCUGGAAAUCCGCAAGCGGCCGGAGGCGGGUGAAGGGCCGGCGAAGCUGGGGCUGUUAGCGGAGCCGCACGGUGGAGGAGGACCCGCGGAGAGGCACAGCAGCGGGGACGCAGCGGCCGCCAUGGACGGGUUGCCGGUGGAGGUGCGCGGCUCCAACGGGGCCUUCUACAAGGCAUUCAUCAAAGAUGUCCAUGAAGACUCCCUUACGAUAGUUUUUGAGAACAACUGGCAACCAGAGAGACAGCUGCCGUUCAGCGACGUGAGGUUGCCACCUCCAUCCGACUAUCACAAGGACAUCGGUGAGGGAGAGGAAGUGGAGGUGUUCUCCCGAGCGAACGAACAGGAACCCUGUGGCUGGUGGCUGGCGAGGGUGAGGAUGAUGAAAGGCGAGUUCUAUGUGAUCGAGUAUGCUGCGUGUGAUGCCACAUACAACGAAAUCGUCACAUCAGAAAGAAUCCGGCCUGUCAACCCCAACAGCCCUUCUACUCGUAAUUCCUUCUACAAAACCACCAUCGCUGUGCCCGAGGACCUCAGAGAAAUCUGUUUAAGUGACAACAUCCACAAAGACUUCAGAAAAGCAAUCGGAGCCAACUGUGUCUUCUACAACUCUUCAGCAAAUGAGCUGGUUGUACUGUCGACAAACGACUCCACAGUGAAGCGCGCAUCCCUCCUGAGUGACAUGCAUUUCCGCAGCAUUCGCACCAAGCUUAUGCUCAUGUCCCGCAACGAGGAGGCUACAAAACACCUGGAGACAAGUAAACAGCUGGCAUCGGCCUAUCAGGAGGAGGUACGGGUGCGUGAGGAUCUGAUGGGUUUGGCUAUCGGCUCUCACGGUGCCAACAUCCAGCAAGCCCGCAAAGUACCUGGGGUUACCGCCAUUGAACUUGAGGAGGAAAGCUGCACCUUCAGGAUCUACGGAGAGACCCCAGAAGCUGUGAAACAGGCCAGAGUAUAUCUGGAAUUUAAAGAAGACUCCUUCCAGGUACCCAGGAAUCUUGUAGGCAAAGUUAUUGGAAAAAGUGGCAAAAUCAUCCAGGAAAUUGUCGACAAGUCUGGCGUGGUGCGUGUUCGUAUCGAAGGAGACAACGACAAAAAGCUGCCCAGAGAGGAGGUAAAGCACCACCAACACGUCUCACACCCUACCUCGGGUAUGGUUCCCUUCAUCUUUGUAGGAACCAAAGAAAACAUCAGUAAUGCCCAGGCUUUGCUCGAGUACCAUGUGGCCUACCUGCAGGAAGUGGAACAGUUGCGUAUGGAGCGGCUGCAGAUCGAUGAGCAGCUUCGGCAGAUCGGCGUUGGUUACCGCGCAGCCCCAACCCGCAGCGGUGCACCUGGAGCCAGUGAUCGUGAGAGGGGCUACCAGACGGACGAGAGCAGCAACUCUCUACAGACCUCACGCACGUACGGCGGACGAGGCCGCGGGCGCAAACCCAACAAUGCAUACUCUGGUUAUGGAACAAACUCCGAGUUGUCCAAUGCGUCCGAGUCUGAGGAUUUGGCUGAGCGGGAUCCUCGGCCCCGCGGAGUAGGAGGUGAUGAGAGGGGCUCCCGGAGAGGAGGCCGCGGCCGAGGAUCCAGCACAGGCAGAGGUCGCGGAGGCCCAGGAUCCCGCAACUCGAACACGAUUAGCUCAGUGCUGAAGGACCCUGACAGUAAUCCUUACUCUCUGCUGGAGGGUGAAGGUGAUCUGGGUGGUGACACUGACGCCAGUGAGAGCAUGGGUGGCAGUGACCGUCGUAGACGUUCCCGCCGUCGCCGUAAUGACCAGGAGCCCAGUGUGAUUGACGCCGCCAACGAAUCAGAUGGCCAGGCAGCUACUAGUGAGAAUGGACUGGAAGACGAAGGCAAACCCCAGAGGCGCAACAGAAGCCGCCGUCGGCGUAACCGUGCUGCUCGACCCGAGGGGGGCUCUGCCAGCCGUGACAGACAGCCAGUUACCGUGGCCGACUUCAUCUCUCGUCCAGAAUCUCAGAGCCGACAGAACCUUCCAGUGAAGAAGGAAGAAAUACAACAUGCCUCCCAUCCUAAGGAGAAUGGGACUAGUGUGAAGAAGGAAGAGCAUAGCCCAUCCAAGCGCUCCCCUAGCAAUGGCGUGGCAUCACCCGGGGAGGCUCUGACCCUGGUGAACGGCGUUUCCUAAAUGGAAAACGCGAGACGUCAGCUCACCAUUCAAGACCAUUGUCUAGAGCAAGACACUACAGCGAUCUGUCCCUGCUUGCAUUUUACGUAAAAACCUUUAAACAGACGAGUGAAAAUCGACUAAAAAUCUUGAAUUCAUAAGAGAUUGAGGAGAAAAAGAUAUAAAAAAAAAAAUGACAAACGCAUCUACUUAAACACUUUAAAGGUGUAUGUUUAUCCUAUCUAUCAGUACUUAGUGCUUAUGUAAGAGAAGCUUGCCAAAAAAGAGCUGGUGGAUAUGCUUCGAAAAUCUGACGUAACUGAACACAGGACGUGACUAUAUGUUUUUAUUUUAUUUUUUUGGAGAAACGGUUUUCUUUUUGUUUGUCACUGUUCUUGUCGUCGUUUUGUUUGUUUUACUUCACUGGUGUGGGAUUGGUCACAUUCCCAAACAGAUGCAUCUCUGAAACAGUGUUAGAGGCGAGGGGAGGAGCUAGCCAAGAGAUUGGGCGUGUGGACGAGGCCUCCCGUGUCACUGGCAGUCGAGGCUAAGGUACUCUAAAGAUUAAGGUUGUGUAUGUAGGGGGGAGGAAAGACAUUGUGCCUUGAAUUUGAAAAAAAAAAAAAAAACUUGAGCGUUUUCUCUUUUUUUUUUUUUGGAACAACGAAUGUUUUUUUUUUUGUUUUUGUUUUUUGUUUUUCAAGUAAACGAGAAUCCAGUUGAGAAAUAAUUGCAGGGUUAUACUAGGAAAGAAAAGACAGGAUAAAAUUUGAUACUAAUGCCAAACAAGAAGGUAAGAGUGUUAACCUGUGGUAGGAGUCAUGAUCUGGACAGCGUUUAUGUGUGCGUGUGUGUAUGUAUGUUUGUACGUGUAGUUAGUAUGCAACUUUAGACAUAAAUUGGGAGAACUGUUACAUCGUCUCGGAGCCGACUCUUAUCGAAAAGAAUAAAGGGAUGCAGCCACGUUUGUAAAAGGAAAGGUGUCCACUUUGCUGCGCUCUGCAUUAUAGAGGCAAACGGGCAUGGCAGCAUCAGGAACAGCCUCACACGCAGACAUACGAUUAGAACCCUGCCAGACCCAGAUUGCUAAUUUUACCCCAAAACCGAUACGCGAACAUACAUUAGUGCCUCUGACCCCCAACACCCACCAGCCACCACCAUCCCCCCCCCCUCCCCCCUCCAAAAAAAACCCCACCACUGUUUCUGAGAGAGGGAGUGUGGGAGGUGAGUGCGUGGGAAAGAUGGCGCACCCACUUGCAGCGUUGUCACCGUGGUUUAUACACACUGUGCCUGCUAAACACUUUAAAAGAUGACUCCUCUGUGGUGCCCCCUACUGGAUGGGCUUGAGUUUUACACAACCUAGUGAUCAAGACGGCAUGUUGCGUAGGGAAUAGCACAGCCUCAGAAAAGUUGAGAGCCGCACAUACACGCAUACACACGCAAUGGUGUAUGUGAAUAUACAGUACACUCCAAUGGUAUCACUACACAGUUUAGACUUCCUGGGUUCUCUGGUCAAGGAUGUUUAAACCUGAGAUUUAAUCCACGUGCCUCAGAGGCCAGGCGAGCGUGGUGUUUAAACAGAACAGGAUGUCUGUCGCGUUCCUGAUUGUCGCAGUCAAAAAGACGCAAUUGGGGGAUUCAUGUCCCCCUUUGGCUCACGUUACUGUCAUCUUGGUUUUUGCUCUCAAACUUUUUUGGUUGUACUUUUCACAUCAUAAAAAAAAAAUAAUAAAAUGGAAGUGAAUCGAAA
Molecule: messenger RNA, 4246 nt
Organism: Clarias gariepinus (North African catfish)
Lineage: Eukaryota; Metazoa; Chordata; Actinopteri; Siluriformes; Clariidae
Gene: fxr2
Product: FMR1 autosomal homolog 2
Exons: 18
Coding region: 499-2517 (672 amino acids)
Biological process (GO): negative regulation of translation; anterograde axonal transport; regulation of filopodium assembly
Cellular component (GO): postsynaptic density; nucleus; neuronal ribonucleoprotein granule
Molecular function (GO): protein homodimerization activity; mRNA 3'-UTR binding; translation regulator activity
Source: RefSeq, a predicted model, not a curated record